Messenger RNA from Clunio marinus, 416 nucleotides. The record is from the annotation of a GenBank genome assembly. NCBI's taxonomy places the organism in Eukaryota, Metazoa, Arthropoda, Insecta, Diptera, Chironomidae.
UUUUGUUCUCACACGUUCAUCAAAUUGUAUUGCGAUCACUGAAAAGUUGAAUUUUCAUGAUCCAAUUUGGGUGAGAACUUUCAUGCAAACAUUUAAAGUUAAAGUUCUAAAACGCACAUUAAUUAAUCACACACAAGUCAAUCACACUCAAUCAAUUUCUGUGCAUUCUUACAACACAAAACAAAGGUAAAAUGACUAAAAUCUUUUACAAAACAAACAUGCUCAUUAGAAUAUUUCAACAGCUCACAAGUCAUCCAAAUCAAUUUCUUACAUUCACACUUAUUCUUUUGCUGUUGAACAUAUUAAAAACCCUUGACGGGUUUUUUUUUGUUAUCAUCAUUUACACCGAAGAAUAAAAUUAUAACGUCAAUCUGAAAGUGAAAAGUUUUUGAUUAACAACGACAAGUACUCACCAG